CAGCUGGGGCAGGGUUGCCAGGCAGGCGGGUUGCUGUCGGCCGGAAAUUCUUGGUCCCAGCUAUUUCCUCCAUUCUGACUGGCGGUGGCCGGCAACCCUCGAGUACAGAGAAUGGCAACCCUUGGCGCUGCUGCUCUGCGCUGCUGGGGGUCGGGUCGCCGCGGGGUCGUCCUCGGCAGAAUCGCAUUGAGCUUUUGACGGUGUCGGACGCAGUUGGACGCAGCUCAACGGGGAUUGGCACCAAAGUUUCAUGUGUGUGAGCUCCAGCGCCGCCGUGGCCCCGGGCCCCCCACGCAAGUGUCAAUAACUCUCACGCCGUGCCGUGUGAAUGAUGUGUCAAAUCAGGAGCUGGAGUCUCUAAUCUUCGCCUCAAACUGGAAUAGACGCCAGCGCCACAGUCAGCUACCCGGGAUUCCGCGAUUCCGGGGCUCCAACUCCGAGUAAGGCCUUCAGCCUCCUCCUGUGUUCCCAGUUUCGCUGCCGACUCCAGCGGACUGUUGUCUUGACCCUUGUCCAAUCUAACGGAACAAACGCCCGGCGGGAAGGGAUCAUGAGGGAGACGGUGCAGGCGGCGAUGGGCAGCAGCAGACUGCAGCCGCGACUGCAGUAGAGCCGCUCCUGCAUGCAUUGCGAGCAUGUGCAUCAUCUGUAGCGCCAUCUCUGUCUCAUCAUCUGAGCACCCGAGUCUGAGUCUGAGUCUGAGUCGGAGCCGGAGGCGCGAUCGCGUCCGCGUCUGAGUGGCUUCAGCAGCAGCAGGGUGGCGCAGUUGGCAAAAUGAGUGCGUGCGAGCCGGCAGUCGGCGAGGAUGCGAGCCACAGCAGUCACAGUCGCAGUCGCAGCCGCAGCCGCAGCGAGGUGGACACGGGGGACACGGACUCGGCGACCCAUACGGAGGAGAACAUACAGCAGCAGUCCAAUGGUGAGCAGUCCCCCCACAACAGCGUCCAGCAGGAGGAGGCGAACGAGUCGAAGACCCAGGCCAAGCCGGAGACGGCACUGCUGGAGGGCCUGGCCGGUAGUGGGAUGGCCGCCCCCUCCAUAGAUGCGCUGGUGGCCUGCAAGGAUGUGCUCCUCGCCCAGAAGCUCUUCGCAAGCGGUGGCAGCAAUGUGCCCGGACCCGCACCGGGAUCUGGGUCAGCAUCGGGUGUCGUUCCCAGUCCCAGCCCAAAAGAGCUGCUCAAGCUAAAGGAACCGAUGCGAGUGGGCUUCUAUGACAUCGAGCGGACCAUCGGUAAGGGUAACUUUGCCGUGGUGAAGCUGGCACGGCACAGGAUCACCAAGAACGAGGUGGCCAUCAAGAUCAUUGACAAGUCGCAGCUGGACCAGAUCAACCUCCAGAAGGUAUACCGCGAGGUGGAGAUUAUGAAGCGGCUGAAACAUCCUCAUAUCAUCAAGCUUUACCAGGUGAUGGAGACAAAGAACAUGAUCUAUAUAGUGUCGGAGUAUGCCAGCCAGGGGGAGAUCUUUGAUUACAUAGCCAAAUAUGGCAGGAUGUCGGAGUCGGCGGCACGCUUCAAGUUCUGGCAGAUCAUCUCCGCGGUGGAGUACUGCCACAAGAAGGGCAUCGUCCAUAGGGACCUGAAGGCCGAGAACCUGCUGCUCGAUUGCAGCAUGAGCAUAAAGAUCGCGGACUUUGGCUUCUCCAAUCACUUCAAGCCGGGCGAGCUGUUAGCCACCUGGUGCGGAUCCCCGCCCUACGCCGCCCCCGAGGUGUUCGAAGGCAAGCAGUACACGGGACCGGAGAUCGACAUCUGGAGCUUGGGCGUAGUCCUGUAUGUGCUCGUUUGUGGAGCUCUUCCUUUUGAUGGCUCCACGCUGCAGAGCCUGCGGGACCGGGUACUGUCUGGGCGUUUCCGCAUCCCUUUCUUCAUGAGCUCCGAGUGCGAGCACCUCAUCCGUCGCAUGCUGGUGCUCGAGCCCACCCGCCGCUACACCAUUGAGCAGAUCAAGCAUCACCGCUGGAUGUGCCCAGAGCUGCUGGAGCACGCCCUGAUCGCCAAGUACAACAUGAACGUGGACCGGCAGACGGUACUGGAGCCCAGCGAGGAUAUUCUCCGGAUCAUGGCCGAGUAUGUGGGCAUCGGGCCGGACAAGACGCGCGCCAGCCUCAAGAAGGACACCUACGACCAUGUGGCAGCCAUUUAUCUACUGCUCCAGGAUCGCGUCAGUCACAAAAAGGAGCAGGCCCGACCCACCGAGGGGUCGUCGCCAGUGCCACCGCCACCCUCUGCCCCUGCAGGCUGUGGAUCUGUUUCCAGCGGGGGCAGUGGUGGUGGCGGUGGCGGUGGCAGCAGCAGCAGCUCCAGCCGCUUGCUCUACAAGAGCAGCAAGCAAUCGCUCAGCCUAGAGCAGCAGCAUCAACAGCAACAGCAGCUUCUCCUCAUGCAGCAUCAGCAGCAGCAGCAGCAAUCAAAGACAAUAUCCACCACCACGAUCCUGGGCAAGGAUCAGCACCCACACAAAAGACUAAGCCGCCACCAGACUGUGCUCAUGAGCGAGCGACCUUUGCCCCCUGCUGAUCCCAGCUACUACUCCAAACAGAUGCAGCUGCAGCUCCACAACCACAACCACAACCACAACCUGCCCACCCAUGUUCCUGGCGCCUAUCUCAAUGGCCAGGAGGAGGCAGGCUGCAUUCCGAUGCCCGUGAGGUACACGCCACUGCCCUCCGCCUCCAAUAUUUCUUCCUCUUCGGCCGUCUCACGAAUGGGUCGCCACAGCCUGACCUCGAGCUCGCCCAGGAGCCACCGGCCCCUGGCCAUAUCGCUGAGCAUCGACAACCAUAAUCACACCCACAAUCCCUCACUGGCCAAUCUCCGCUGCCGGGAGCUAAUGGAGCCGGGCCAGCCCAGUCCGGCGGCGGGGCCGCUGGUGUCCAAGCAGCUUCAGCAGACCAUCAGCGAGUACAUCAUCAAACAGAGCACCGAGGACUGCCGCCAGCUGCUCCAACAGUCCACGGCCAUUGCCGAGGGAAAGGAGGAGCUAACCACCAGACCGGAGAUGGCAGCCAAUCAAACCAAUGCAAGUGGAGGAAGAGCCACCACGCCUACUACCUCCUCUGGCACAGUCACAGCCACAUCUACAGCCACAGGCAAUGCCAACGAAAAUGCCAAUACGGAGGAUCAGAACCAGAACCAGAACCAGAACCACAAGCAGAAGACAAUAAAGGCCAUGUCGAGUUCAAGUAGCUUUGACUCCACCGCCAAUCUCAACCAGAGCUUUCGCUACAAGAUGUCCGCCGAGGCAAACAAGCUAUUCCAGACCCUCCAGGAGAGCCCGCUGCCCGUAGAGAAGCCCAAGAGGAGAGGAGUGGCCAGCACCAAUGGCAAUGGCCACGAGUCCGGGCAGGAUCUGAUCGAGGGCAAGCAGAAUGGCGACAGGCGCAGUGACAAAAAGACCUUCGAGAAAAAGGUACUGGCUCAGGGCAGCUCCAGCACGGACGAGGGCUGCGAGACGGAUCAAGGCAACGAAGGUCCCACUCCCGGGACCAAGGAAGGCUCCCAAUCGAGCAGCGACUUGACCACCACCGCACACAGCGGUAGCGGCAACGGCAACGGCCACGGCCAUAGCCAGACCACCCGGAUGCGUUCCUAUGCCAGCAGCAGCAGCUCCAGCGGAGUGCUGGCCUCCGGCAGCUACUCGAAGAGCCUCAGCCAGAACUUGAGCCGCGGCUCCUCGAAGAGCAACUGCAGCGCCGGGGCCUACGAUAGCCUGGACUUUGUCCUGCCCUCCGGCAGCCUGCCCUCCUGCAUGGGAUCCAGCUCAAUGCUGGCCGCCGCCGCCUCCGUCGCCGGAGCAGCCGGCUCCAGCGAGCACUCCUCGGAGCGGUCACUGUACAGCAGCCACAACUCCUGCAUCCACAUGCCCAGUGCCGUCAACCUCAGCCUGACCGCCAGCUCCACCCCAAAUCCCACCCCUCCACCACCACCAGCGGGAGCGGGGGGUCCCUUCCUGGAUAAGCGCUCGCCCAUCCACUUUCGGGAGGGGCGACGGGCAAGCGACGGACUGGUGGCCCAAGGUCUCCUCAGCUCCGGGGGCGGAUCGCUCUUGGGCAGCAGCCGCGUAUACGGCAGCUACCGCUACGACCAGGUCAAGCGGCAUGGCUGGCUGGAGAUACAGCAGCUACAGCAGGAGGCUGCCACUCAUCCGCAUUCGCAUUCGCAUCAGCAUCAGCACACGCACCCACAUCCGGCUCCUCCAUACGGGCUGGAGGAGCUCAGCCUGGGCAACUGUCAAUUCCCCAACAGUCAAUUCUAUGCGCUGCCUGGAGGCAAGCCGCAUCACCAUCAUCCCCUGCUGACGCUCCCGCACCACCAUCAACAUCAGCAGCACCACCAUCAUCCUCAUCCUGGUCAUGGUCAUGGUCAUGGUCAUGUUCAUGGCCAUGGGCUCUUCCAUCCGGGGUCUCCGGGAGGGCCAGUUCCAAUUCCGCUGCUCUUGGAGGCGGCUGGUGGUGAUAUUUACAACCACGCAUGCUAUGCCCCGCCACCGCCAUCACCGGGCCUCUAUUCGCAUCAGCACCAGCUCGGUAUGGCGGUGCCCAUGUCGCCCAUGCAGAAGCCGCCGCUGCAGCAGCAGCUACUCCAGCAUCGCCUGCUCCAGCAAAAGCGGCAGCUCUUCCAGAAGCAGUACGCUCUGGAGGCGCAGCUGGCCGGACGCCAUCACCACCAGCAGCACCACCAACAGCAGCACCAGCUCCACCAGACUGCACACUUUAACCACGGGCAUGGGCACGGACACGGGCACAGCCUAAACCACGGACUGAACCUAGGGCUGGCACUUGGUCACGUAUCGCCAGCGCCGAUGCCGGACCAGCACCUGACCGAGGAGCUGUACGAGCUGGCCAUGCUGGACCGCCCAAGGAGUGGCACUCCACGACUGCAGCACUCGCUGACGAUGCCUGGUGCGCACGCCUUCAGCCAGAUGAACCUCAAGACCUCCUACAUCAGCCAGCCGACACAGUCGGAGUCGUCAGGGCCAGGAUCGGGCUCUGGGCCAGGGUCAAUGUCGGCACCUGGAUCUGGAUCGGGAUCGGGAUCGGGAUCAGGGCCGCCGUCCACAGCGCCGGGAACGCCUACGUCGGUGAAGUGCAAGCCGUCAACGCCUCACGGGCACAGCCACGAGGCCGACUAUCAUACAUCGACGCCAGUGCUCAGCUUGUUCACGCCCAACUGGCAGACGCUGGUCAAGCCGCUCAGCGAGAGCCCCAUUCUGGAGAUCUCCGAGCAUAUGGAAUCGGUCUGAAUAGAAGGGAGAUGGAAAAUAGAAGUUGGAACUAAGAUGGAAAUGAACUAAUGGAGUCCGAACCAGGGCCACCUUUUUAUUAAGCUCGCAAUCGCAAUUAUGAAUUAUUUUAUCCAUAUACGAUAUACACAUACAUAUAGAUAUACAUAUACAUAUACACCUACGUAUACAUAUACAAAUACGGAUAUACAAGCAUCGAUCGCUGGAGUAGGCAAGGUCUAGGUCUAGGUCUGGGAUGGAGCUCUAACUAUAUUUGUCGGAUGGAAGCCAAUCGAACCGAACCGAACCGAACCAUUGCCGUACGAGUAAUAUUGGAAGAAUAAUUUAGUUGUGUUACUAGCCCUAAGUAGUCCAAAAGUUUCGUACGCAUACGCCGACAUACAUACAUACAUACAUAUACAGUAUGUAUAUGUAUAUUGAUAAUAAUAGCGUUAAGCUAUAGCUCUACUUAUGAUUAUACUUACUACGAGCAUACACUCGGAAUAGCCCCGCCCUCCGUUCUCCCAUUGGACCGACUACUCCGGGACAGCAUUUUGGGUAAAAGUCUUGAGAAGGGUUCCCGCGGAGUUGAGCUGGGAGUGGGAAUCGAUGUUAGUCGAUGCGAUGAGAGAGCUGGAGAAGAACAACUACAUAUAUCAAUUAUUCGAAGCAUUUAUUGGGGCUAUAGAUACGUACAUAUGUCUGUAUACGGAUAUAUGUUUAUAUCUCUAUGUAUUGGUACAAUAAUUAGCGACAAGCAACAACUAAAACCAAAACCAAACAUCGAUUGUUCUUAAACAUGGAAUUCAAAUGUAAACCAGAUAUUAAAGUUAUUUGGUAUAAAAUGCAA
This is a messenger RNA of Drosophila pseudoobscura, 6073 nucleotides long. It is a transcript of the gene Sik2, whose product is annotated as Salt-inducible kinase 2. Lineage: Eukaryota; Metazoa; Arthropoda; Insecta; Diptera; Drosophilidae. Gene Ontology annotation, molecular function: protein serine/threonine kinase activity; ATP binding. The coding region runs from base 775 to 5244 and encodes 1489 amino acids. Gene Ontology annotation, cellular component: cytoplasm. Gene Ontology annotation, biological process: protein phosphorylation; intracellular signal transduction. The record is from RefSeq and is a predicted model, not a curated record. The transcript has 9 exons.